This is a messenger RNA of Anopheles maculipalpis, 1081 nucleotides long. Its product is annotated as CLIP domain-containing serine protease HP8-like. The transcript has 5 exons. Gene Ontology annotation, molecular function: serine-type endopeptidase activity. NCBI's taxonomy places the organism in Eukaryota, Metazoa, Arthropoda, Insecta, Diptera, Culicidae. Gene Ontology annotation, biological process: proteolysis. The record is from RefSeq and is a predicted model, not a curated record. The coding region runs from base 5 to 1081 and encodes 358 amino acids.
CGGGAUGCAGUCAGGCGCAUUGAUCCUGUCGGGCCUGUUGCUGUUCGUCGCCUGUUGCCAGACAGUCACCGCACAGUUUAACACCUGUUCCGGUGGUGAAAUGUGCAUAAAUAUUCGCGACUGUGAGCGAUUUAGUCCGCACCAUAAUGAGCCAGCCAAGUGGUCGGCAAGCUUAAGGGACGAAUUUCGCCGGCGAGUCUGUCAGCGUGAGAAAAGCAACGGCAUAAGUAUUUUCAAGGUAUGUUGUGCCGCACCGGCUGUCCAAGCGGAUGAGGGUACACGUAAGCGUGGUUUGGAUUUGUUGGACCUAGAGCACUGUGGGUCGUACACGGACGAUAAGAUAUCGUUCGGGCAGGACGCUAAGCUGUUCCAGUUUCCGUGGAUGGCAUUGCUAAGAGGUAAAUUUGGAAGCUUUUUCUGUGGCGGAACUUUGAUCAACGAUCGUUACGUACUAACGGCGGCCCACUGUAUCGUGAACAACGAUGUUACCUUAGUACGUCUUGGUGAGUACGAUCUCAAUAGUACGAUCGAUUGUGAUAAGCAUGGUGAGUGUGCUAUGGCUCCGCAAGACAUUCCAGUGGAGCGCACCUUUAGCCACGAGGACUACAGCGGUCGAUUCAAGAUGAACGAUAUUGGACUCAUCCGUCUGACUCGCCGAGCAGCUCUGAACGAUAAUGUACUUCCAAUUUGUCUCCCGGUAUCUCCCGCCCUACUUACCAAGCAGACAAUCUUCUUCGUGGUUGGUUGGGGUCAAACACAGAACGCCCUGUUUUCUAACAAGCUACAGUACACCAAACUAAACCUGGUGCAGAACGAUGAGUGCCAGAAGCAGCUGCGGCAGAAGGAUAAGUUUGUGCGCAUCUUCGACACGCAGAUGUGUGCGAUCGGUGACGAUCUGUCCGACAACUGUUCCGGCGAUUCGGGCGGACCGCUAAAGUCGAUCAGUAUUCAACACUCGCGCUACGUCCAGUACGGUGUGGUGUCGUUUGGUUUGCGAACCUGUGGCAAGCAAAGUGCGCCGGGUGUGUACACGAAGGUGGAAAACUAUAUCGAUUGGAUCUUGAGCCGAAUGGAGGAGUGA